Molecule: messenger RNA, 432 nt
Organism: Arachis stenosperma
Lineage: Eukaryota; Viridiplantae; Streptophyta; Magnoliopsida; Fabales; Fabaceae
Exons: 1
Coding region: 1-432 (143 amino acids)
Source: RefSeq, a predicted model, not a curated record
AUGUUUACUGCUACCAACAUUGUUCUCAAUAAUAUCAUUGAAGACGGGACAACUUAUGCACAAAGAGGUGACGCUUAUGGUGUUAGUAAAAUAUUAUUGUCAUUUGAAUUUGUUUUCACUUUGCACUUGACGAAAGAGAUUAUGGGAAUCACUAAUGUUCUUUGCCAAGCACUGCAACAACAAUCUCAAGAUAUUCUUAAUGCAAUGCAUAUUGUUUCUACAUCAAAGUUACUUCUUCAGCAAUUAAGAGAUGGUGGAUGGUGCAAUUUUCUUGCAAAUGUUAAAGAUUUUUGUGAAAAGCAUGAAAUUAAAGUCCGUAAUAUGAGUGCACAAUAUGUUUUUGGAAGAGGUCGAUCUCGUCAACCAAGUGUGACAGUUGAGCAUCAUUAUCGAAUAGAUGUAUUCUUGGCAAUAAUUGACUCUCAAAUAUAA